GACUCCGGCAGCCCUGAGGAUGAGGCCAUUUGCCGCUCUUUGCCGUCCUGGGCGAGGUGCGAGCUGAUAGGCAAGCCUCCCUUCUACGAUGAGCUUCGCAAGUUGCCCGACGCGGCAAACUCUUUGGGGAUGAUCGAAAAGGAAUGGAGUGAGUGCUGGGCUGACAACUACUCGACGGCAGAUUACGUUGCCGUGAUUGACAGCGACGUUGUGUUUACAUCCUUCGUCCUGCCGCCGUUGAUCUUUGAGCCCGGACCACACGGCCCCAGGCCGAUUGUCAUGGGCCAUUCAGCGCAUGAAGUGUUUCCCGCGACUGUGCUGGCGUUGCGCUUGAUUUGGGUGGCCGAGUUUAUGGACAACUUCCCGUUGGUUAUCCGGCGGCCUCACUUUGCAGCGCUGCGUCAAGUGCUCGUGCUGUGGCUGUACGGCUCCAAUCCAUCUGAUGGAUUCGACAAAGCACCUUUUCUGGAUCCUCGCACCAAGCGGUCUCCAGAAGUUGCCAGACUCUUGGAGUGCAUUUGCUUCCACUCCAUGAUGGGCAGCUUCCUCUAUCACCGCUACAAGGACCUCUACGCUUGGUCCAUCCGGCACGGGCACGUCCAGUCUGUGCCAGCUGAGCACUGCUGCCCGCGAAUACGUGUGGCCCAUCAUGUUCCAUACUGGGGCAUGGAGAACUGGAUGGCUCGGUGGGGCUACAACUAUAAACAAUUGAAGUUUGCAAUUGCUUGGAGAUCUCCCUCGUCCGUCGGGGAUUUCGCUUACCGACAGCGCAGCGCUGCGCUGAUGUUGGCGGGCCUGUGUGCUGUCCGCUGGGCCCAAGGACAAGCCAAGGGGCGCGAUCGGUUGGUUGAAGUUAAUAGCAGCUGGCGCAUCACGGAUGUUGGCAUGCUGGACGCCCAGCACGAUCUCUGCGUGCAAGGCUUGGCUACUCUUGAGGUACGUGGCUCUUUGGAGGACCGCCUGCUGGCACGCACGUUUCCGGCUGAAAAGUGGCCGGAAGAGGAGGUGCCCUGGGCAUCCUGUUACACGUCAAUCUUUUGCAUGCUGGCUGAGGCGCUGGCACACAGCGUGCUAGCGGAACUUCGCUCGGAGCUCGCCCAGAACGAAGUGACUUCGCGGGACCAGCAUGUGGAGCUCAAUGAUGCAAGCCACCAGAUUCAGACUCUUCGGACAGCGGGCUCCCGCAACAAGCUUGCAGCUUGCUUUGCCCUUGCAAUCAUCCAGGGACCUCCGGCUCAGUGUCCGGCUGAGGAAGAGAUCCGAGCCUCCGGCCAGGAGGAAGCAAACGUGGCGGCUGAGCUCCGGGUCUACCUUGAGGAGGCUGCCCAUGAGGUGGAAACCACAGAGCAGUCAAUCAGGGACACCAAGGACCAGGGCGCCGGGGCGCAGGACAGGUGGCUGAAGGGCUCGGAGCUUUGCUUGGUGCUUCUUACGGAGCUUGCAAGUGCCCUCUACCAUGGCACUAGGCAGCGCCGUUUUAUGGCGGAAGAGGAAUCCGAGGCUUCAUGGCAGUUCGACAACACCUGCGAGGCAUUGCGACGGCAAAAGAAGCGAACGCUCAAAGUCGCCAACGCGUUGCCAGGCCUUCGUGAAAGGCGAGCUGGCAAGAUUCAUGCGCUGACCGAGGUGGAUGGGUUGGAGGACUGCCGAAGACGGCUCGUGGCUCGGCUCCAGGAGCUCGAGGAUGCUGAGCGGGAGGGCGACGAUUUGGAGGUCCAGCUGGGCCAAGCUCGGGAGCAGGGAGCCUCACUAGAAGCAGCGCUGAGCGAUGUUUACCAGCUGGUAGCCGACCGGAACAUCCUGCUGGAGCAGGUCUGUGGUGAGCAUGGCUCUUUACGACAAACCCUGGAAGAGUCGGAGGCAGAGGCGCAACUGGCUCAGGAGGAGGCAAAUGAGUUGAUGAAUGCGAAGGAUGAGACGCACACCCAGUGCCGCCAAGCACACCAGGAAUUACAGACAGCUGAGGCACGGAUGCAGGAUGUCGAAGGUGCCUUGGAGAGACAGCACCGGGAGACCGAGAGCGAGGUCCUGGCGGCCAGCCGGCAUCGGGACACCGUGCAUGAACAAGUCUUGAAGUUGCAUGAGAACAUCACAAGCAACCUGCAACAGCGCCUCCAGGGUCUGGAAGAUGAAAAUAAGAAUCUGCAGAGCAAGAUCUCGUUCCUCGAAGACGAUUGCGCAAAGAUCUCUACGGAGAACUCGGAGCUAGAGCGGACUAUCGAGGAAGUGAAGAAGAAACCAAACUGUGUAAUAUCCUAG
Symbiodinium pilosum is the source of this 2259-nucleotide messenger RNA. The record is from the annotation of a GenBank genome assembly. NCBI's taxonomy places the organism in Eukaryota, Dinophyceae, Suessiales, Symbiodiniaceae.